AUGUCAUACAAAUUCGUGGUUCGCGUCUACCAAACCAACACGAACGCCUUCUUUAAACCAGUAGAGGCGUCCGUGUACAAGGCCGGUACUUGGGCAAACAAUGACGGCGAACAUAUCCUCUUGUUAGGGUAUGACACUUCCGCCGCGAUCCGUCUGGAUGCCGGCAGCGAACACGUCGUUGUGUUCUUGGGCAACCACGAUAAAAAUGUAUGGUGCGAUAUUGACACCGAUAUUGGAGGGAAGAGUUCUGCCCAGUUGAACAUGCAGUACUACGAUGGGCAGGCUCGGGAACGAGAUAGGAAGAAGUUCCAAAAGAGCGCCAAUAUCACGAACAAGAAAGCGAGGAAGUUCAACGUCGAGCUUGUUGGGGACCCCUCCAGUCAUCUUCUCACAGCCAACAUCAUCAUUCAUUGA
This is a messenger RNA of Pleurotus ostreatus (oyster mushroom), 414 nucleotides long. RefSeq lists its product as uncharacterized. The transcript has a single exon. The record is from RefSeq and is a predicted model, not a curated record. NCBI's taxonomy places the organism in Eukaryota, Fungi, Basidiomycota, Agaricomycetes, Agaricales, Pleurotaceae. Bases 1 to 414 code for a protein of 137 amino acids.